AGGAACACACACACACACACACACACUAGUACACAGAUCCUACAGAGUGAUGAUGUGCUUUCAGAACUACCACCAGUAGCAUGUUUGGUUUUGGUGUUGCUGAUUUGCUGGUGUAAAUUAAUUUAUUCUGCUAUUAGUUCUUAGAACCAAAAACACCACAGGAGGAACAGGAAGGGUUGAACUCCGUCACACACAAACACACACACACAUCACAUAGCUGCAUUUAGAGGAAACACACAGAGAAGGAAGACUGACACUGAGCCUAAAGUCACAUUCAGUUUCCAGCUCUGUACAAACACACAGAAGACAAAGAAAACGAGGAGUGGAAUCAACAGGAGAGGAAGAUGGCAUCCAUCCCCUGUGCUCUGAUGGUGUUGCUGAUCUGCCUGAGUCAGGACCACAUGGGUGUCCAAGGAUGGAUUCCCACUGUCUUCUCCAGUGUGGGUGGGGAUGCCACUCUUCCCUGCAAUAAAGAGGUUCCUCCAGACUGCUCUUCUACUGAAUGGAUUUAUGCUGGCCCUAAAGCUAUUGGAGAAGUGGUCAUCAAGGGAAAGAUCAGUUAUACUGCAUUCCCUCACAGAGCUAGGAGACUGAGUCUGGGCUCUGACUGUUCUCUCCACAUUACUGAUGUCACCACUGAGGAUGCUGGAGUCUACACCUGUAACAGUGAGGAUGUUUAUCUGUCUGUUCUUCAGGUCACUGCUUCCCCCAGUGAGACUGAGAUGGAGGCAAACAGUACUGUGACUCUCCAGUGCGUCCUGCACACACCUGAUAACUGGGAUGGAGUAGAUAACGGAUUUAGUCUGAGCUGGGCAGAUGAGAAAAUAAAAAAGCUGGAGAACAUUCAGAAUUGCCAGAUCAAAACCCCAGUUGCCCCACUUCCCUGUUCCAUCACACUGACUGAGGAGCUCAGAGGUCCAAACCCUGUUCAUACUCACACAUGCCAACUGACUGCAGGAGGGCAGAUUAAGACUUCUGUCUCCCACACCAUCAGAGUGAAAGGUUAG
Molecule: messenger RNA, 1007 nt
Organism: Clupea harengus (Atlantic herring)
Lineage: Eukaryota; Metazoa; Chordata; Actinopteri; Clupeiformes; Clupeidae
Exons: 3
Coding region: 345-1007 (220 amino acids)
Source: RefSeq, a predicted model, not a curated record